This is a messenger RNA of Cantharellus anzutake, 555 nucleotides long. RefSeq lists its product as uncharacterized. NCBI's taxonomy places the organism in Eukaryota, Fungi, Basidiomycota, Agaricomycetes, Cantharellales, Hydnaceae. The transcript has 3 exons. Bases 1 to 555 code for a protein of 184 amino acids. The record is from RefSeq and is a predicted model, not a curated record.
AUGUUGGGUGACGUGAGAGGCACUACCUGCCUUUUUGCUGAAAAUGCUACCCAUGGUUGUAUGUGCCAGCAACAAGGGGGAAGGGGGCUUCGAGCGCUUAAAACAGCAGAGCCCGGGCCAUUUAAACUGACGUACAGGGCAGAUUUCCAGCUUCCGGAUCGCACCCGCAUGCCCGGAUGUAGGACACGUGUAGAUGGGCGCCAAUUGGGGCGCUAUCUGCUAUUCACCAGUAUUAAUUCGAGUGGCAACCAUCAAUCUGGCUCCAUGGACGAUGUCCUGGUAGCAGUGUUCAGACGUGCGCUUCAAGGAGUACUGCACAGCAACGUUCAUCCGGCGCGGCAGGCCAAGGGUCUUGGAACCGAGCCAACUGCCAGCCAAGCAAGUGGAGAUUGGCAUGCAGAGCCUGGUGAGAUGAAACACCGUGCCAAGUUGUACGCGGACGUGCUUAAGCAGUGGGAUGUAAAAUGCGCUACCGCCUUUCUACCGAACGAGCGUUGGGAGCUUGAUCGAUGGGCAUUGCAGUCCCAUAACGACGGGGGGGAAUCAAAGCCGUAG